Molecule: messenger RNA, 2945 nt
Organism: Venturia canescens
Lineage: Eukaryota; Metazoa; Arthropoda; Insecta; Hymenoptera; Ichneumonidae
Gene: l(2)37Cb
Product: lethal (2) 37Cb
Exons: 8
Coding region: 144-2804 (886 amino acids)
Cellular component (GO): intracellular anatomical structure; catalytic step 2 spliceosome
Molecular function (GO): ATP binding; helicase activity; RNA binding
Source: RefSeq, a predicted model, not a curated record
GUUUGAAGUUUGAAAACACUUCAAAAGUUGCUGCUUAUGUUUUCUUGUGCUUACAAGUAUCGUAAUAGUAAAUAAACAAAUAUAGAGGCCUAUGAAAUAAUAUAAAUCAUUCACAUUGAUCCAGGAUAUUUUGAAUUAUCAAAAUGAGCAAAUACAGACGUAAAGAAUCGUCGAGCGAAGACAGUGACAGUGAAGAAGAACGCAGAAAACGAGAUAUUAAGGAACGAGAUGAAUUUGCUACACGGCUCAAAGCAAAAGAUGAUACUAAAGUGCGCAAAGUUGCCAUUCCCAUGGGUUCGGGUGCCGCUGAAGCUGCGAAGAGACUCAAGCUUAUGGAAGAUGAUUCAAAAGUCAAGCUUGUACCAAAGUUGAGGGUGGAAUCGCGUAGAAAAUAUUUGGAAAAGAGAAAAGAGGAUAAAGUUGCGGAGCUGGAGGCUGAUAUUUUAGACGACGAAUACCUUUUUGAAGAGAAAAUAUUAACUGAACGUGAGAGGAGAGAAAGAGAACACAAGAAACAAUUACUACAGCUGGCCAAAGAACAUGAAAAAGCUAGAGAAUUGGAAAGAGUUCAAAGAUAUCAUAUGCCAGAGGAAAAAGGGAAAGGAGACAACAAAAAUGAGCAGAUGGAUUUGGAGCCAGCUCAAUCGGAGCAGAGUAAAUGGGAGGCGGAUCAAAUGACGUCUGCUGUUUUUCGAUUUGGUGCAAAAGAUCGAAAAGCUAAACAAGAUUACGAGUUGUUGCUGGAGGAUGAGGUCGAAUUCGUUCAAGCUUUGCGUAUGCCAGGUGAUUCGAAAGAGAAAAAACGUGAAUUAGUACCCGAACAAAAAGAAAAAGUUCUAACAACGAUAGAAGAGACGAAAAAGAGCUUACCAAUUUACCCGUUCAAAAAUGACCUCAUACAAGCCAUUAAAAAUCAUCAAGUUUUGAUAAUCGAGGGUGAGACUGGAUCGGGAAAAACUACUCAAAUCCCUCAAUAUUUGUACGAAGCCGGCUUCACCGACGAUGGCAAACUCAUCGGAUGCACGCAACCGAGACGAGUCGCUGCCAUGUCCGUUGCUGCUAGAGUCGCCCACGAAAUGGCCGUCAAGCUUGGCAACGAAGUUGGCUAUGCCAUUCGAUUCGAAGACUGCACGUCGCAGCGAACCCGAAUCAAAUAUAUGACGGACGGUACACUACACAGAGAGUUUCUUAGCGAACCCGAUCUCGCGUCGUACAGCGUGAUGAUAAUUGACGAAGCUCACGAGCGAACUCUGCACACAGACAUUCUGUUCGGACUGGUAAAGGACAUAACGCGGUUUCGUGCAGACUUGAAGCUCCUAAUAUCCUCAGCAACAUUGGAUGCGAAUAAAUUUAGUGAAUUCUUUGACGAUGCGCCGAUAUUUCGUAUACCAGGGAGGCGCUUUCCCGUGGACAUUUAUUACACGAAAGCGCCGGAGGCGGAUUACACGGACGCGUGCGUGGUUUCGAUAUUGCAAAUUCACGCAACGCAGCCGCCCGGCGAUGUGUUGGUGUUUCUAACCGGGCAGGAGGAGAUUGAAACGUGUCAAGAAAUGUUGAACGAGAGAGUCCGAAGACUAGGAAGUAAAUUGGCUGAAUUGCUGAUACUUCCGGUUUAUGCCAAUUUGCCGUCGGACAUGCAAACGAGGAUAUUUGAGCCGACGCCAAAGGGGGCACGAAAAGUUGUUUUGGCGACGAAUAUCGCCGAAACGUCGCUGACGAUCGACAAUAUCGUUUACGUAAUCGAUCCAGGAUUUGCGAAGCAAAAUAACUUCAAUUCGCGUACCGGAAUGGAAAGUUUAAUGGUCGUACCGAUAAGCAAAGCUUCAGCGAACCAGCGAGCUGGACGCGCCGGUCGUGUCGCACCAGGAAAAUGUUUUCGGCUGUACACAGCUUGGGCUUAUCAACACGAACUGGAGGACAACACCGUGCCGGAAAUACAAAGGAUAAAUCUCGGCAACGCUGUCUUGACCCUCAAAGCUCUCGGCAUCAACGAUUUAGUUCAUUUUGAUUUUCUUGAUCCACCACCUCACGAAACCCUCGUACUAGCUCUCGAACAGCUCUACGCACUCGGGGCUCUCAAUCAUCGCGGAGAGUUGACAAAAAUGGGACGAAGAAUGGCCGAAUUCCCACUCGAUCCAAUGAUGGCGAAAAUGUUACUCGCCAGUGAAAAAUAUCGAUGCUCCGAAGAAAUCGCCACUAUCGCCGCCAUGCUUUCUGUCAAUGGCGCCAUUUUUUAUCGACCCAAAGACAAACUCAUUCAUGCCGAUACCGCCAGAAAAAACUUUCAUGUCCCCGGCGGUGACCAUCUCACUCUUUUAAACGUUUACAAUCAAUGGCAGCUGUGCGAUUUUAGUACACACUGGUGCUACGAAAAUUUUAUUCAAUAUCGUUCGAUGAAACGUGCCAGAGACGUUCGAGAACAACUCGUUGGACUUAUGCAACGCGUUGAAAUGGAACUCAUAUCCGGCAUCACCGAGACAAUCAAUAUUCGAAAGGCAAUAACAGCAGGAUACUUUUACCACGUUGCACGUUUAUCAAAAGGUGGACAUUACAAAACAGCGAAACACAAUCAAACCGUAUCGAUACACCCAAACAGCUCACUAUUUCAGGAAUUACCCCGCUGGAUAUUGUAUCACGAAUUGGUCUUCACAACAAAAGAAUAUAUGCGGCAGGUCACUGAAAUCGAGAGCAAGUGGCUGUUAGAAGUGGCACCGCAUUAUUACAAACCAAAAGAACUUGAAGACUCGACGAAUAAAAAGAUGCCAAAAGUUGCUGGUCGAGCGCGCCCCGAUGGAACGAAUUAAGCACUUUUUUAAAUCUAUAAUUCUCAUCGUGUGGAGAAUUAUCGAAUGUGAUUAAUUUUUGUACAGCAAGUAAGAAUAAACGUUACUUUUGUUCUAAGAACGUUGCCAAUGAAGUAAUAAAGUUAUACAUGUGAUGUUUAA